CCCACGACUCGGCCAACCACUGCACCAACAACUGAGCCCACGACUCGGCCAACCACUGAACCAACACCUGAGCCAACACAGACGCCGACAACAACACAAAAGCCCAGUACUGAACCAAAUCCUACGUCAGAGCCCACACCCGACACAACAGCCGAACCCACACAAGAGCCUACGUCUGAACCGACAACUAAAGCAACACCAGAUCCUACACCUGAACCCAGUACUGAACCCACACCAGAGCCAACACCUGAACCCACACCUCAAACAACACCAAAACGCACACCUGAGCCGACCCUCGAGCCGACCACCAGUGAAGAGCCACUAACUGAGAUCACAUCCGAGUCGACCCCCAAACCCAUCACAAGCACAACAGAUGGUGAGUCGAGCACCGGUGGGUCGACCACACAAACCACACCCACAGAUGUGCCCACAGAGAUACCGACGACCACACCGUUCGUGUGUCCGGUGGAGGACAUGGAGACCGGAUGUCGGGGUGAGAGGGACUGUCUGUACCCGAACCCCGAGAGCUGCAACACAUACAUCCAGUGCACUGUCAACCCGGACGGCACAGGCAAUCAACAGGUGAUGCCCUGCGCUAUAGAUCUCGAGUGGAACGACCAGAAGAAACAAUGCGAUUACAAGAAUCAGUCCACGUGUCCCGACCCAACUCCAUGUCCCGACCCGGAGCCCACAUCUACUACUACCCGAAUGCCGCCAACGCCUACUACCGGUUCCACUGAUCAGCCAACAGAUCAGACAACCCACGGAUCUACUGUUACUGAAGAGCCCAUCACUGCUACGCCGGAGCCGACAGAUGAGACAACUCUAGACACUACCACAGACGAGACAGUAACCCAUGGAUCCACUGAGCGAUCAACUCAGGGAUCCACUACUGAAGAGCCCGUCACUACUACUCCGGAGCCGACAGAUGAGACAACUCUGGACACUAUCACUGAAGAGGCCUCAACCCAAGCAUCCACUGAGCGAUCAACUCAGGGAUCCACUACUGAGGAGUCCACUGAAGUGCCCACAACUCAUGAGACAACUCUGCCAUCAACUGAGGGGUCGACUCAGGGAUCCACUACUGAAGAGCCCAUUACUACUACUCCGGAGCCAACAGAUGAGACAACUCUGGACACCACCACACAAGAGUCCGUAACCCAUGGAUCCACUGAGCGAUCGACUCAAGGAUCCACUACUGAAGAGUCCACUGAAGUGCCCACAACUCAAGAGCCGACAGACGAGACAACUCUGGACACAACUCCUGAGGGUUCAACACAAGAGUCAACGGACAGGACAACAGUGGAGACGACUGCGCGGCCAACCGCUCGGCCGACAUCCGGACCGGCGUUUGUCUGCCCUCAGGAGGACAUCAUCAGCACCGGGUGUGAGGGCCCGAAGGACUGCCUCUACGCCAACCCCCAGAACUGUCACACAUUCAUUGAGUGCACCGUUAACUCGGAUGGUGUGUCGGGAACGCCGCGAGUGAUGCCCUGCGCGGCACAACUCGAGUGGAAUGACCACAAAAAGGAGUGCGAUUACCCCGAGUUCAGCACCUGUCCCGACCGCUCCACCCCUCGCCCCUCAACCACUUACUCGCCCACCGAUACUACGGUUACCGAAGAGCCCACCACUAGUCCGGAGCCGACAGAUGAGACAACUCUAGACACCACAACUGAAGACACGGCCACUCAGGGAUCCACUGAGCGAUCGACUCAAGGAUCCACUACUGAAGAGUCAACAGAAACGCCCACAACUCAAGAGCCGACGGAUGAGACAACUCUGGACACCACAACUGAAGACACGGCCACUCAGGGAUCCACUGAGCGAUCGACACAGGGAUCCACUACUGAAGAGCCCAUCAUUACUACUCCGGAAUCAACAGAUGAAACAACUCUAGACACCAUUACUGAAGGAUCAACUGAUGGGUCGACUCAGGGGUCCACUGAAGAACCGGUGGAUACGACUACAGCGGAGUCCACAGAUGUGCCCACUACUACUGAAGAGACUAGCGAUGGACCGACACAGGGAUCAACUGAAACGCCUAUCGAUAGAACGACGGGCGCUGAGCCCACACAGGGAACCACUGAUGAAACUGAAGAGCCCACAACUCAGGAGCCGACAGACGAGACAACAGUCGACACAACCACUGAAGAGCCGACAGACGCGCCGACAACACCCGAUCGGUCGACAACUGAGUCGCCGGUCAGCACAACGGGAGGUACGUCCGCACCGCAGACCUCAUCAACAAUAUUUACCUUCACAUCGACGGAGCGGACGACUACUGGGGCUCCGGUAUGCGAUCCCGACGGCGAUGACGGAGCGGAUGACGGCCUAGACUUGAAGUCCUUGUGCGGCGAUGGAGAGGGAGGCACCGGGUGUUCGGCCCGUCGACUGAUCCCUAACCCCAAUAGUCAAAAGAGGUAUAUCAUGUGCGCCGGCGCUGACGGUCAGGAUAAUAGUAUUGGUAAAUGCAGUCCCGGUUUGCUGUUUGACAGCCGGCGCCUGACCUGCGAUUACGCCGGACUCGUCAACCCUCUCGGCCCU
Medioppia subpectinata is the source of this 2547-nucleotide messenger RNA. NCBI's taxonomy places the organism in Eukaryota, Metazoa, Arthropoda, Arachnida, Sarcoptiformes, Oppiidae. The record is from the annotation of a GenBank genome assembly.